Molecule: messenger RNA, 1510 nt
Organism: Boeremia exigua
Lineage: Eukaryota; Fungi; Ascomycota; Dothideomycetes; Pleosporales; Didymellaceae
Exons: 4
Coding region: 44-1429 (461 amino acids)
Biological process (GO): secondary metabolite biosynthetic process
Molecular function (GO): monooxygenase activity; FAD binding
Source: RefSeq, a predicted model, not a curated record
CAACUGAGUUAACAUUCGCAGAUAUCCAUUUGAAGUAAUCAAGAUGGUUGCAAUUUCAGCCUUGAAGAUGGAACGAGAUCAAGAAACCGGGAUUUCUAUCCUGGUGGUUGGCGCUGGUAUCUCAGGCCUGAGUUUUGCCAUCGAGGCGUAUCGCAAGGGUCACCAUGUACGCGUCGUGGAACGUCGAAUCCCCAAGGAGAGUGCUGGCGAAGUGAUCAGCAUCGCAGCCUCGGCCCUACACACACCAAAGAAAUGGCCGGGCUUCAUGGACCUCGCGAGGAAGAGGGCACUUCCUCCUUUGCUCACCAUCAAGAAAUCUAACGGAGAAAAGGUGGAAACUUUCAAUCUUGGGGAUGCGAACAAUCCAUCCCUGGCCAUCUAUCGAUCGGAACUUCACCUCGUGCUCCAUGAGUAUGCCGCGCUGCUCGGCAUUCCAAUUGAGUUCGCUGCAACGGCUGUAGGUUUUUUCGAAACUGAAGAUCAUGGCGGAGUAGUACUGCAGGACGGUCGCGAAAUAACGGCAGAUGUCAUAGUGGCUGCCGACGGAGUCGGCUCGAAGUCAUCGUCGCUCGUCGUUGGCAAGAAGACUGCCCCCAUAAGCUCGGGGUUCGUCUUGUAUAGGAUUACAUUUCCCGCAGCCCCUGCGCUGAAGAAUCCAGUUAUCGCCAAAGCAUUUGAAGGAAUUGGCGAUCAUACGUUGUUACACGCCGGUCCUGGCGCACAUAUGGUUUCCAACCUGUCUGGAGACGUAAUGUGCUGGAUGUUGACAUGCAGAGAGGACAGCGACGAAGCCGAAGAAAACUGGGCUAAAGCGACCUCGAUCGCCAGACCUCUGGAAGUGACCCAGGGCUGGGAGCCGUAUGUCACAGAGCUUAUCAAAGCGACACCUAACCACACUGUUCUGGACUGGAAAUUGAUGUGGCGCGAUCCGGAACCGCAUUGGGCAUCGCCUAUUGGCCGAGUUGUGCAGAUUGGAGACGCCGCACAUUCAUUUCUACCUACCUCUGCUAGUGGUGGAACUAUGGCUAUGGAGGACGCAUUCUCUCUAGCUGCUUGCCUACAGAUAGCGGGCAAGGACAAUGUGUGUAUGGCUACAAAGGUGCACAACCAUCUAAGGUUUGAACGAGUCUCGUCGGCCCAGAAAAUGGGAUUCAAAAAUCGAGAGGUCUUCCACAACACAGAUUGGGGUGUCGUUGCAAAGAACCCACAGGUUAUAGGCAAGAUGGUCGGGGAUUGGGUCAUCUAUCACGACCCAGAGCAGUACGCGUACGACGCCUACGCGAGCUGCGCACAGCAUCUUCUAGUAGGAGCACCAUUUGAGCAUAAGAACACUGUACCCGGACAUAGAUACACCCCUUGGACUGUCAAGGAGCUUCUUGAAGCUUCGGCCAGAGAUGAGCCUAUCGAGGAUGAAGGAGAUUGGUCUUGAGUGGAAAAAGGCAACUUAUAGAGGGCAGAGUAUUUGCGACAACUGUUGGUUACGAGCGAGUGUUCGGAAUUUGCGGCUAGG